CGUCGACACGUUGCGCCGCUCCGCGCUCCUAGCGGACGACUAUAUUUCUCUAUGUUUGUGUAUCGUUAUAUGUAUGUGCGCACGAGCGUAAAGAGCAUCGAGUGACUCAGUGCAACCGCGACAGUCGGCAGGGUCGAGCUUUCACCUCGCGAUACGCAGUGAUUUUCGCCACGGACUUUGCACGCAACUGCGCCGAUGCUCGCGGCCGAGCCUAUCGUCGACGGCCGCUGCCUACGAGAAACAUAACCUCCGACGGUCGUCUCUGACACUCUACUCGCUCCAGUCCGAGUCUUUUACCUUGCGCCUUAAAAUCAGACGUAUCGCGUAUCCGGAUAAAUCUCCAACGUUUUCGAGGUUAUGUGCAAAUCUUGUGUCAUCGAGUUGUGCGCGUCGACGUCGUUGCUCGCGUGCGCAACCUGAGCGAGCUCGCUGAAUCGGCCUGCGAGUUCCAGCGCCCGGAGUCGCAAAAAAUCCCUCGAAGAGUGACCGUUUCUCGCGCUAAACAGUGCCUACCGUGUGCAGUGUUGACAGUCCAAGGCGCUCGCUCGCUCGCUUGUUCGCGCGCAGGCAGCUGUGCAGAUCUAGGCCUGCAUGUGUAUGUGCGUCGUACGUACGUAGCAGCACACAGGCGCACGCGACCGACUGUGUGCAGUACUGUGCUCCAUAGGUGAAGCGUGUGUGCGUAUACAGAGAAGAGAGAAACGGAGCAUCAGCAGCAGCAGCGGGGUAAAGAAACUCGCGCAAGGCCACGCUACGUUGCCUUUGCCCAUACGAUAUUCCACUUCUGCAGCAGCCCGAUCUUCUUGCCUUCUCUCGCUCUCUUCUUUCUCUCUCUCGAUCGUAUUCUUGCUCGCUGGAACAGACUGUGAAAUCCGCCGCGCUGCGUCUUGCUGCGCCGAGGGAUUCCUCGCUCUCCUCUUUUCGCUCUCUUCGCUCUCUUUUUCCUGGAUCGGAGUAGUAUCGCCCGUGGCCCUUUUUUGUCCUCGCAUCGCCACGACGGCCGACACGACCAACGACGACUGUACGCCGCUAUUGCUGCGCUCCGCGUUCGACGCAACCAACCCACAUGUCUCUUGCCAUGAGUUGAAGACAAAGCUUGACCAGCAAUGGGCUUCGCUGAGCAGCAUCAACAUCAACGGCUUCAGAGGAAACAUCAAAAACCACCGAGCAGCCGACUUCCCUUUCGUGAAACUGGAUAAGCAUCUAAUACAUCAGUAUCUUUAUUACACGAGUGGGCGCACGGACGAAGAGCAACGGAAGUCGCGCUCGGAAAAGUAGCGCCUGACAAAAGUGUAAAUCUCACGUAAAAAGAAAUUCAUAGGGUGAAGCGUGUGCGUACGAAAAAGCUCUAAGAGAGACAGGUCACGUAACAGAUAGUCUACUUCCUCGCGCGAAGCUUUACAUCGUCUCGUCCUCGGCAUUGCACAUACAUACAUCCGAAACGAUAUUUCUUCACGAACGCGUUCAAUUUCUCGGGGCGACGCUGCUGAGACGCUACAGCCGAGCGCCACCGUAGCUAUAUCAGUCGUAAAUCUCGACCGUCACUUUACAAUUACGAAUUUAAAGUUCACACAGAAGAGCGAAAGGAGCUGCAUGUAUAGCACAUAUAAAUCGUCACGUUGCCCAUGGAGCAGCGGUAGCAGAUUCAGUGACACUAGCGACUGCGUUUUAACGCCUUGGAAAAGUAAAAUAGGUAUUUUGUUUGUUUUAUGUGCACGUGAACGCUUUGGCAAGAAAAGCUCGGAUAAGAAAAUACGACAAAUAGAGAGCGGCUAGGCAGCGGCGGCCUGCAAGCUCGGAUGGGUUAGCUUACGUUGCCCGCGCCAUUACUACUGUCGCAGAGAAAGAGAGAGAGAGAGAGAGAGUUGGCGUGCGGUAGUGCGCAAUGGACGCAAAGUACAGCGCCAGCAGUAGCAGCAGCAACAGCAGCAGCAGUGCUUGGCGGUUGUGGCACGUUGGUGUCGGGCUUAAUUCGCGGACGCAGCAACAAGUGGCGUCGGGACGUGCCAUAAUAAAGCCCCGCAAACCGCCAAGAGUAGUCUACCAAGGCCGCGAGAGUGCAGCUGCAUUACAAGCCUAGAUAUAAAUAUUAGCGAGAGAGUGACAACUUUGCGCGAGAGCCGUGCGAUAAUUUUCACUCGAACGUUUCGAGAGUACGAGAGAGUAUAAAAUAAAGUAAAGAAGAAAAAGAAGCAAGGCGAAUGCAGGUGGAAAAAGGACAACUGCGACGACCAGUGUGGCGGAUUAUAUCGGAAGAAGAAGCCACCGUCGCCGCAGCCGACGCCACUGGGCAUUAAGCCAAACGAAUCGAUCUUUGGCGACAGUCUGCACUUAAAACUCGGCAAAACGAGCUUUCGCAGUUAUAUAUUAUAUUGUAAGACGGAUAAGGAGGUGUCUACCUAUAACAGACCAUAAGCAAGAUGAAGCUGACGACGAGCGAGGCGAUGGUGCCGCUGCUGGGCGCUCUCGCACCCCGAUACGUCGUGAAGCAAGCGACGGUCAAGAGAUGCGUUGCGGCUUUGCUGCUCGUCUCGAUGGCCAGCAUUUUCUAUUACACCCACUACAUCAUCAGCAGUCCUUUGGCUAGUCUGAUUCAUCGAGACACGAGACCCGAGCCAGCAAUACGAUGCUCCACACUCAAGGGCGCAACGAGACUGCCCAAGGCACCUGACCAUCGUAGCGAAGCCAGGUUGAGGAUAGAUCCAAAGGUACUGGUCUUCGUGGAAACGCUCUACUCGAGAUUGGGUAGGGAGAUUGCAGAGCUGCUCGUCUACAAUCGUAUCAAGUACAAAGUCGAAGUGGCAGGUAAGUCGCUGCCAGUCUUAACGAAUCUGGACAAGGGUCGCUACGGCGUGUUGAUCUUCGAGAACCUGAACAAAUACCUCCAGAUGGACAAGUGGAAUCGUGAGCUUCUCGACAAAUACUGCCGUGAAUAUUCCGUUGGCAUCGUCGGCUUCACGCCCCCGGCUGAGGAGAGUCUCGUUGGUGCUCAGCUCAAGGGUUUCCCUUUGUUCGUACACACUAAUCUUCGGCUGAAGGAUGCUCAGCUAAACGCGGCCUCGCCAAUUUUGAGACUGACCAGGGCUGGAGAGACGGCUUGGGGACCACUGCCCGGUUACGACUGGACCAUAUUUCAAGCUAAUCACAGUACAUACGAGCCAUUAGCCUGGGCACAUCGGGACAAUCUCGAUUACUCGCACAACAGAAGUCCUCUCGCCACUGUCAUGCAGGACCACGGCAGAUACGACGGCAUACAGCGCGUAUUUUUCGGCGGGGGACUGAAAUUCUGGCUGCACAAGCUCCUGUUGCUCGACUCGCUGUCUUAUCUGUCGCAUGGACAGCUGAGCCUCAGCCUCAAUCGCAUGAUCCUCGUCGACGUCGACGAUAUAUUCGUCGGAGAGAAGGGCACGCGACUGAAGAAGGACGACGUGCUGGCCCUAUUGGCGACGCAGCAGCGCAUCCAGGCACUGGUGCCGGGUUUUAGAUUUAAUUUGGGCUUUUCCGGCAAGUACUUUCACCACGGCACAUCGGAGGAGAACUUGGGCGACGACAUGAUACUCGAGAACGUCGACAGGUUCACGUGGUUUUCACACAUGUGGAAUCAUCAGCAGCCUCAUUUGUACGAGAACGUGACGCAUCUGCAAAUGGAUAUGAUGCUGAACAAGCAAUUCGCCAAGGAGCACGGCAUACCAACUACGAGUGGCUACAGCGUCAGUCCUCAUCACUCGGGCGUUUAUCCAGUCCACGAGGGCUUGUACGAGGCCUGGAAAAGAGUUUGGAAUAUCAAAGUCACCAGCACGGAGGAGUAUCCGCAUUUGAGGCCGGCUAGGCUCAGGCGAGGCUUUGUGCAUCGUGGCAUUAUGGUACUUCCCCGGCAAACGUGUGGUCUAUUUACGCACACAAUAUUUAUCGAGAGAUACCCUGGAGGCCGAGACAAACUCGACGAGUCCAUACAAGGGGGCGAGCUCUUUCAGACAAUCGUUUACAAUCCUAUAAACAUCUUCAUGACGCACAUGUCAAAUUACGGCAAUGAUCGUCUAGCUUUGUACACAUUUGAGUCGGUUAUAAAAUUUAUUCAGUGCUGGACGAAUCUUCGUCUUUCCAGUGCUCCACCCCUUCAACUUGGAGAGAGGUACUUUCAAAUGUAUUCUGAAGAAACCGAUCCUGUCUGGGGUAACCCUUGCGACGAUCAACGACAUCAAAAAAUUUGGUCUAAAAACAAAACUUGCGAUCAGCUGCCGAGAUUUUUAGUAAUUGGACCGCAAAAAACUGGUACUACAGCUCUGUACACGUUCCUGUCUCUUCAUCCAGCCAUUAGCAGCAAUCUCCCCAGUCCCGAUACAUUUGAAGAGAUACAAUUUUUCAAUGGUAAAAAUUAUUACAAAGGCCUCGACUGGUACAUGAGCUUUUUCCCUGUAACGAAAAACGAGAGCUUGCGCUACCUGUUUGAAAAGUCAGCGACCUACUUCGACGGCGAAUUGGUUCCUCGCCGAGCUCACGCCCUUCUUCCAAAAGCCAAACUUAUUACGAUACUGUUGUCACCGGCUCGAAGGGCCUACUCCUGGUAUCAGCAUACGAAGGUACACGGCGACGUGAUCGCUAAAAACUAUUCGUUUCACUCGGUCAUCACGGCAACGGACACGGCCCCGAAAGCUCUGAGAGACUUGAGAAAUAGAUGUCUGAAUCCAGGAAAAUACGCUCAACAUCUAGAAAGGUGGCUAUCCUAUUAUCCAGCUCAGCAGUUACACAUAAUCGACGGAGAGCAAUUGCGCCAGAAUCCCGUGGAAACGCUUCACGAGCUUCAAAGGUUUUUGAAAAUAACGCCGACGUUCAAUUACUCGACGCACUUGAGGUACGAUCCAAAGAAAGGCUUUUUUUGUCAGGUAACGAAUGAGGAUCGUACCAAGUGUCUCGGAAAGAGUAAAGGUCGUCAAUAUCCACCAAUGGAGGAUAGGUCUUAUAAAUUCCUUCAGAGGUACUACUUAUCGCACAACACAGCGCUCGUGAAACUUCUUAAACGUCUGGGUUCGCGCACAAUACCGCAGUGGUUGAAAGAAGAUCUCACCGACACCGUGAUGACCUAGCAAACGCUUCUCCAAUGAAAUAACGCCAGCGAGUCAACGUUCAACGAGUUUCUUCUCGCCGUUGUCUCAGCUCUGCCUGACCUCAUGAUGCAGGACAAUAAUUUGUAAUAUAUUUCAAUCUGUUUGUACAAUGAAUAAACUUUUUAGUGCAAUGAGACGCAUUGCUAGAAAAAUUUUCAUGGCAGUGCCUGUUUUCAAGGAUAAGGCCUCAACAAAUAUUAUAAUAAAAAAAUCAAAAGCUAGUCAUUAAGUAAUGUUGUGCUAUUGUACAGGCAGCGCCUAUACGCACACAAGAAUGAUUUUAGUGUGUCAUGUAUGUGCCUGAAUUAUGUUUGGUCUGGGAAAUAUUUUAGAAGUUUUUUAAUGAGUACGAUUAAUAAUGAAAUUUAUGUAAAAAUCUGAAUCGACAAGUUAAAAAACUUUUUGUGAGUUAUUCUUAAAUUUAAAAAUAACUUGCUGUCUAUAUUAAAUGCUUAAGUUAGGUUUUGUUUGUUUUAUGCAUAUCCAUGUUAAUUCUCUUGAAGAUUGCUUUUGGAUAAAAGUUUUUGACAAAUUAAAUGUAUCGAGCUUAAACUUUGCAAUAUAAUUGUUUAUUAGUUUUGUAUAAGAAUUUGUUAUAUAGAUAAAAAAAAUUGAUUGGCCGAUUAAAAUUUAAGAUUUUUUAAGAAAUAUAUAACGUCAAUUCCAAUUUCUGCUAAGCAUAAUUUAAGUAGUAACAAGAAAUAUUAUUUAUUUGUUGUUGUAUGUAAAGUUUAACGAAUUUAAUAUGAAUGUAUGAAUAUAGUAAGGUCACUCUUUGUACAUUUUGACAAUACUGUUGAAUGAGUAAUGAAUAUUUGAUAUAUUAUAUAUAUGCGCGUGUAUUUGUAAAUUCAUCUCUUUGUAAAUCAUGUAAAAAUUAUGUGAAUUUAUUACAUUUAUAGUUAACAAAUAGGUUAAAUCUAUCGGUUAUUUUUUCGAGUCAAAAAAAACAAAUGUUAGUCUUUUGUAAUAUAUCUUUUUAUACAAUCUCUAUAUUUUUUAUUAACACGUUAAAAAACUAUGUAUAAUUUUAAUUUUGCCAUCUUUGCUAGAUAAUUGUAUAUUAACACAUAUUAAAUACUUUUUUAGUAUACAUAAGAAUUGUUUAAAGACUUGAAGAAAUAUUGUUUAUUUCAAUUUGAUAUUAAAAUUACUGUCUCCAGAAAAAUAUAACAAAAAAUUAUUUUUUAUUAUUGUAUUCAUUUAACGGCUUUUACAUAAAACAUACAUUUUAUCUGUAAAUGUAAGUGGUUUCAUUUCUUCGUGUAAUUUCUAUCUAUGUCAGUUCAAACGUCGAAUUAUUAUGAAGCAAAAUAUUUCAAGCCAAGUUAAGAAUAUAAAAGAUAUCAUGAAAAACAGUAAUAUGCCAUGUUUAUAACAGUAAGAUUAUCAGAAAUAAACGUGCAUCGUAGUAAAAA
Messenger RNA from Trichogramma pretiosum, 6523 nucleotides. It is a transcript of the gene sfl, whose product is annotated as bifunctional heparan sulfate N-deacetylase/N-sulfotransferase. Gene Ontology annotation, cellular component: Golgi apparatus. The transcript has 12 exons. The record is from RefSeq and is a predicted model, not a curated record. NCBI's taxonomy places the organism in Eukaryota, Metazoa, Arthropoda, Insecta, Hymenoptera, Trichogrammatidae. Bases 2421 to 5084 code for a protein of 887 amino acids. Gene Ontology annotation, molecular function: heparan sulfate N-sulfotransferase activity; deacetylase activity.